GCAUUAAAAGAAUAUUCUCCUGAUGAAGCAAAAGUUUUACGCGACAGUCAUCUCAGCAAAAUUCACGCCGAAGAACUUGUGCCUGGUGAUAUCAUAGAUUUAUCUAUUGGUGAUAAAAUUCCUGCCGAUUCUCGAAUAUUGAAAAUAUAUUCUACUGCCUUCAGAGUUGAUCAGUCAAUUUUGACCGGAGAAAGUGUUAGUGUAAACAAAGACAUCCAAAAAAUUGAUGACGUAAAGGCAGGAAAACAUGAUCAGCUAAACAUUCUUUUUACGGGAACUACUGUUGUACUUGGAAAAGCACGUGCUAUAGUUGUUAAAACAGGCUCUGAAACGGCUAUAGGAGCCAUCACAAAGACACUUGGAGAACAAAUUUCUGAAAAAACACCACUGAAACGCAAAUUAGAUGAGUUUGGCGAAUUACUAGCAAGGGUCAUUUCUGUCAUUUGUAUUCUUGUAUGGAUAAUCAACAUCAAUCACUUCGGUGAUCCUUCCCACCAUGGUUGGAUUAAAGGAGCCAUAUAUUACUUUAAAAUCGCAGUCGCCUUAGCCGUAGCUGCAAUUCCGGAGGGGUUAUCAGUAGUUAUCACUACAUGUCUGGCACUUGGUACAAAAAAGAUGGCAAGAAGGAAUGCUAUCGUGAGAUCUUUACCAUCUGUGGAGACAUUGGGUUGUACGAGCGUUAUUUGCUCCGAUAAGACCGGAACCCUCACAACAAAUCGUAUGAGCGUAUCUAGAGUUUUAUUUAUUGCUACUGAACGGGCGGAUCUUCAAGAAUUACAUGUUGAUGGCACUAACUACUCACCAAUCGGUAAUGUAUUGACUGCUGACGGAAAAAUUGCAGACUUUCUCCCCACAACGAAUCCAUGUGUUAAUGAAUUUGCACAAAUUAAUUCGACUUAUAAUAACGUUGGUGAACCCACUGAGGCCGCUCUUAAAGUUCUAGUUGAAAAAUUGGGAACAGAUAGCAGUUCAUUUAAUUCCACUUUAAGCUCAUGUUCACCAAAAACACGCGCUACCGCCUGCAAUGAUUAUUAUGAGAAUAGGAUUUCUCGCUUGGCAACUCUUGAAUUUUCGCGAGAUCGUAAAUCAAUGUCCGUCCUCGCUCAAAUUAAUAAUUCGCCAACUGCCACCUUGCUUGUCAAGGGUGCACCAGAAUCUAUAUUAGAUCGCUGCCUAUAUGUUCGAUUGUCUUCUUCAACUGACGGCACCAAGAUUAUGCUUACUCCUAAAAUUCGUGAAAAGUUGAAUGAAAAACUCUUGGAAUAUGGCAGAAAGGGUUUGCGAGUUCUUGCUACUGCCAUAGUUGAAGGGUGUAGUCCUAAUUUGAAAGAUUGGGAUUUUAGUGAAUCCUCAAAGUUUGUUGAGUUUGAACGGGAUAUGACUUUCCUCGGUCUUGUUGGUAUGCUUGAUCCACCACGUCCAGAAGUUGCGGAUUCUAUCCAUAAAUGCAAAACAGCAGGAAUAAGAGUGAUCGUUAUCACAGGAGACAAUAGAAAUACAGCUGAAGCCAUAUGUAGGGCAAUUGGUGUAUUUGGAGAAGAUGAGGAUCUAACUGGAAAGUCUUAUACUGGAAGAGAUUUUAACGAUUUAUCGAACAGCGAAAAGGUAGAAGUUGUGAAGCGUGCUAACUUAUUCUCAAGAACAGAACCAAUUCACAAGAGCGAACUUGUAGAUAUAUUAAAGAGUCUUAACGAAGUUGUAGCUAUGACUGGUGAUGGAGUAAAUGAUGCGCCGGCUUUAAAGAAAGCAGACAUUGGAAUAGCCAUGGGUUCUGGUACAGAUGUUGCAAAACUAGCUGCCGACAUGGUUCUCGCAGAUGAUAAUUUUGCAAGCAUAGAAGGAGCAGUAGAAGAAGGUCGCUCAAUAUAUAAUAACACCAAACAAUUUAUUCGUUACCUUAUUAGUUCUAAUAUUGGUGAAGUUGUCAGUAUUUUCUUGACGGUCCUCCUUGGCAUGCCGGAAGCACUUAUACCUGUUCAACUUCUAUGGGUAAACCUUGUGACCGAUGGUCUUCCCGCAACUGCACUUGGCUUUAAUCCUCCAGAUCAUGAUAUAAUGAGAAGACCUCCGAGGAACAGUAGAGAACCAAUCGUUGGAAAAUGGUUAUUUUUCCGGUAUAUGAUUGUUGGCAUUUAUGUAGGCGCAGCUACUGUAUUUGCUUAUGCUUGGUGGUUCUUAUUUUACUCGGAAGGACCCCAAAUAUCAUUUUAUCAGUUGUCAAACUUUCAUCGGUGCGACGAAUUAUUCCCAGAAAUCGGCUGCGAGAUGUUUAACAACAUUAUGGCUAAACGUGCUACGACGAUGUCACUGUCCGUCCUAGUCACUAUCGAAAUGCUUAAUGCCACAAACUCCCUUAGUGAAAACGAGAGCUUGUUAACCUUACCUAUAUGGAACAAUAUUUACCUUGUGCUAUCGAUAAUUCUUUCAAUGGCUUUACAUUUCUCGAUUUUGUAUAUCCCGUUCUUUACAAAACUAUUUGCUAUAGUUCCACUCAACUGGGCUGAAUGGCAAGCCGUUUUAUAUAUAUCCAUUCCAGUCAUUAUUAUUGAUGAAUUUUUGAAACUAAUCAGUCGAACAUUUAUUGCUCCACCUACGAAAGAUGAUUAA
Messenger RNA from Acaulospora morrowiae, 2607 nucleotides. The record is from the annotation of a GenBank genome assembly. Lineage: Eukaryota; Fungi; Glomeromycota; Glomeromycetes; Diversisporales; Acaulosporaceae.